AUGAAGAAUAACACAGAAGUGACAGAGUUCAUCCUCUUGGGAUUAACAGAUGACCCCAAUCUUCAGGUUCCCCUCCUCCUGAUAUUUUUAUUCAUCUACCUCAUCACUCUGGUUGGAAAUGGGGAAAUGAUGGUGAUCAUUCACUCGAACUCCCGUCUCCACACUCCAAUGUACUUCUGUCUUAGCAAUCUCUCUUUUGUAGAUCUUGGUUACUUAUCUGUAGCUCCCAAGAUGGUGGCUGCAUUGCAGUCAGGGAACAAGGUCAUCUCCUAUAAUGGAUGUGCGGCUCAGUUCUUCUUCUUUGUAGGUUUUGCCACUGUUGACGGCUAUCUCCUGGCCUCCAUGGUCUGUGACUGCCAUGCAGCAAUAUGUAAGCCUCUUCAUUACACCACCACCAUGACAGGAGGUGUGUGUGCUCUCCACUCUGGUUUUUAUGUCUGUGGCUUCCUCAAUGUCUCUAUCCAUGCAGCAGACACUUUCAGACUAUUCUUCUAUGUUUCUAAUGGGAUUAGCCAUUUUUUCUGUGACAUUCCUGCACGUCUGAAUCUCUCGUGUUCCAGCACAGGCAUCAGCAAGUUGGUAGUCUUCUUUGUCAUGGGCUUCAACGUCUUUAUUACCCUCCUGGUCAUUGUCAUGUCUUACCUCUUCAUAAACAUCACCAUCCAAAGGAUGCAUUCUGCUGAAAGAUGGAAGAAAGACUUCUCCACUUGUGCUGACCACCUCACUGGGGUCUCCAUCUUCUAUGGCACAAUCAUCUUCAUGUAUUUACAGCCUAGCUUCAACCAGUCCAUGGACACAGACAAAAUUGCAUCUGUGUUUUACACUGUGGUGAUUCCCAUGCUGAACCCCUUGGUCUACAGCCUUAGGAACAAAGAAGUGAAAAAUGCUGUAUGGAAAAUACUCAACAAACUUUACCCACAAUCUUUAAGUGUGAGCAGGAAGAAGGCUGGUGACUAA
Molecule: messenger RNA, 957 nt
Organism: Galeopterus variegatus (Sunda flying lemur)
Lineage: Eukaryota; Metazoa; Chordata; Mammalia; Dermoptera; Cynocephalidae
Product: olfactory receptor 1444-like
Biological process (GO): sensory perception of smell; G protein-coupled receptor signaling pathway
Cellular component (GO): membrane
Molecular function (GO): odorant binding; olfactory receptor activity; G protein-coupled receptor activity
Source: RefSeq, a predicted model, not a curated record